AUGAUGAGCUCGAGCCUUCUUGAAAACCCGGUGCAGGCGAUUCUGUACCUGCGGGAGCUCACCACCAUCGUCCAGAACCAGCAGAGUCUCAUCCAGACUCAGCGCGCACGGAUAGAGGAGCUGGACCGGCGGGUGGACGAGCUCAUCGGCGAGAACAGGCACCUGCGGGACGUCAGGGUACAACAACAGCAUCCCUACCAUCACCACCACCACCAUCAUCACCCCGACCCCAGCUGCCUUCAUCACCACCACCACCCUCAGGACCCUCAGUUCAAGACCAGUGGAGGGUCUCUGCCAGAACAUGCAGUUGCACCAGCACAGGUCGAGGCAGCUCCGGCUGUCCAGCCCUCGCCUCCCCAACCUAUGGACCCAGGGGACAUGCAGCUGGUCCCGGCGGACCCGUCCACUAUUUCCCCGGUUGAAAGUGAGUCAGAAAACGGUGGAAGUUGCGCCAGCUGCCGCUCUUUGGUUCCGAUGACCCCGACAACCCUCUGUCGGUCCCUGGCCCUGGCUAGGAAAUCCGAGAGUGAGACUGUGCUGCAUCAGUUUUGCUGCCCCGCCCCUGAACAUCCAGAAACUGACACCACAGGCUCAUCGGGUGGACAGAUGCUGAGUCUGGAGGAUGGAACUUCUUCUGGUGGCGGACAAGAAGCAGAGGGGACCAAGAGAGAGGGACCCAGCGAGUACGAGAUCUCCCUGGAGAAUAAAAACAAACAGAUAGAAGACUUGGAGCAGAAGUAUGGAGGCCAUCUCAUAGCGAGACGGGCCGCCCGCCGCAUCCAGACAGCCUUCCGUCAGUACCAGCUCAGCAAAAACUUUCAGAAGAUCCGCAACUCGCUGUCGGAGAGCAAGCUGCCUCGUCGGAUCUCUCUGCGCCAACCCAGCCCUUCAGGCCGAAAUCGGAAUGCAGCCCAGAGACACAGUUACAGUCUGCAUCCGGGAGGAGGACAAAUACCCUUACGUUCUAAAACUCCUCCUCCACCUCCAUGUCGCUCCACCUCUCUACCCCCGUCUCCUGCCUCGGCUCCAGCAGCCGCCCCUUCUCCUGCGCCAGGCCCGGCCCCACCUCAAACCCCUGGACCCACACUGACACAGCUGGAGGACUGCUUCUCCGAACAACUUCACUCCUUGGCACAGUCGAUUGACGACGCCCUUCGUGGUUGGAGCUUGUCCGAGAGCGCAGAGGGGAAGGGGCUAUUGAUGGACCCCGGGGCCCUUCGCGCAGCUGCAGAGAGCGCCUGUCUGCCCCGCAGUGCCAGCUCGCUGCUCAUGGCCUUCAGGGAUGUUACUGUUCACAUCGACAGCAAUAGCUCCUACACCAUCUCCUCUGCCACCACGACAACCACCACCUCUCUGGGCAAUGCAGGCGGAGGAGAUGCAGGCAGCAGGAAGACCUCGGUGAGCGGGAUGGCUGGGGGAGGCGAGUCAAUGGAGGAGCCGGAGUUUCCUGCACCUCCGCCCAGUGAAGAGCUGGAAAUGGUUGACCCAGGAUCCAGGAGGGGUUCGGCGGUGCCGGGUGCAGGAGGAAUGGAGGGGGAGAGCAGCUCAGACAGACUGGGGUCCACCUCUACUUCUACCUCUACCUCCACCUCAAUCUCCACCUCGGCCCAGUCUAAUCAGCAGCCCGCGCAGAUUUACACCCAGUACCAGCAGUACCACUACACUCAUCCUCAGCAGAUCCCCGGGGGUCCGAGCCCCGAGGCCCUGCAGGCCCUGGUUGUCUCUCUGCCCAGGGAUCGCUGCCAGGAUCCGGUCUCUUGCCGCUCGCCAACCCUGUCCACUGACACACACCGCAAACGCCUCUACCGCAUAGGACUCAACCUCUUCAAUGUGAAUCCAGAGCGAGGCAUCCACUUCUUGAUCACGCGUGGUUUCGUCCCGGACACGGCCAUCGGAGUGGCUCACUUCUUGCUGCAGAGGAAGGGCCUGAGCCGACAGAUGAUCGGAGAGUUCUUGGGGAACAGCAAGCUGCAGUUCAACAGAGAUGUUCUCGACUGUGUCGUGGAUGAGAUGGAUUUCUCUGGCAUGGAGCUUGACGAAGCCCUGAGAAAGUUUCAGGCUCAUGUCCGUGUUCAGGGAGAAGCACAGAAAGUGGAGAGACUCAUCGAAGCCUUUAG
Molecule: messenger RNA, 2117 nt
Organism: Stegastes partitus (bicolor damselfish)
Lineage: Eukaryota; Metazoa; Chordata; Actinopteri; Pomacentridae
Gene: iqsec3b
Product: IQ motif and Sec7 domain ArfGEF 3b
Exons: 7
Biological process (GO): regulation of ARF protein signal transduction; actin cytoskeleton organization
Molecular function (GO): guanyl-nucleotide exchange factor activity
Source: RefSeq, a predicted model, not a curated record